AUGUCUGAGACCACAAAACCCGCUGCUCCCGGCCAGGCUGCGGAUGACAAGGAGAAGGCAGCUCCUGCUCCAACCCCAUCCCUUGACCCUGCUCCUGUCGCAAACAGCAAGGGCGAGGAGCCCUCCCCAGAAGCCUUCAGGAUUGUUGUCUUCGACCAGGAGAACUUCCAGGGCAGGCAGAUGGAGUUCACCGCCGAGUGCCUGAACCUGGCUGACCGUGGCUUCGACCGGGUGCGCAGCGUCAUUGUCACCUCCGGACCCUGGGUGGCCUACGAGCAGGCCAACAUGCGUGGGGAGAUGUUCAUCCUGGAGAAGGGCGAGUACCCUCGCUGGGACACCUGGUCCAGCAGCUACCGGAGCGACUGCUUCAUGUCCAUGCGUCCCAUCAAAAUGGAGGCUGAGGACCACAAAAUCUCCCUCUACGAGUCUGCUGACUUCAAGGGCAACAAGAUGGAAAUCCAGGAGGACGACGUGCCCAGCCUCUGGGCUUAUGGCUUCUGCGACCGCGUGGGCAGCGUGCAGGUGCCCAGUGGAACUUGGGUCGGGUACCAGUACCCUGGCUACAGAGGCUACCAGUACCUCUUUGAGACUGGAGACUUCCGACACUGGAAUGAGUGGUCUGCCUUCCAGCCCCAGAUCCAGUCCAUCCGCCGCAUCCGGGACAUGCAGUGGGACCAGAAGGGCACCUUUGUCACCCCCGACGCGCCCUCUGACUGAGCGUGCUGCCUGCUAGCUACGAGUCCCGGGCCCCGUGGGGCACCCCCGCCUCCCCUCGCGCUCGCCUGCCCAGCACUUUCCUUGUACAUUGCACAUUCCCUGGAUGUACUCUACCUUGUGAGGCAAAUUAAAAAAAAAACAGAAGAUUAGAA
Haemorhous mexicanus (house finch) is the source of this 869-nucleotide messenger RNA. It is a transcript of the gene CRYBB1, whose product is annotated as crystallin beta B1. Gene Ontology annotation, molecular function: structural constituent of eye lens. The transcript is spliced from 5 exons. Gene Ontology annotation, biological process: visual perception; lens development in camera-type eye. The record is from RefSeq and is a predicted model, not a curated record. The coding region runs from base 1 to 717 and encodes 238 amino acids. NCBI's taxonomy places the organism in Eukaryota, Metazoa, Chordata, Aves, Passeriformes, Fringillidae.